CUCAGGUUAACAUGAUUGGUACGCAAGACUAAAACAUGUUCUUGAAACAGAGAGGUUGGACUGACUGAGCUCUUCAGUAAACACAGAGGAAGAAGGAGAUUAGCACAACUUCUAUGCGAUCAGUAAAGGUCCCAGUAACAUCAUGGAGCAUAAUUUCCAUUUAUAUCCCAUUUACUUGAUGCUCUUGGUACUUGGUUGGCUCAAGACACCCAUCUCUGCUCAGACAGUGGGAAUCGCAACACCUGUUGUAAUAAAGCCUGAGGAUGGAAACGUCACUGUCGAAACUUGGAACAGCACUAUUCCACCAUAUGCUGACUUCCCAGUGACAAAUUACACACUGAAGAAUUUUUUACAAUGUGCUGGACUACCUACAAACAUGUCUCAUAGCAGCCCUGAACAUAUAUGGAAUCUCAAAGGAAUUAUAGAAGCAGCUUUAGAUGUCUACUCCUUCAUGAGGUCCACCUUUAGUCAGGAGCCUAUUGUGGAAAUGCUAGGCACCCUCAUUAUGAACCCUGAUGCCUACAUUUUUCAUAAUGUUGACUUGGUCAAAAUUUGGUUCCAACUGAAGAUCAGGCCACUGCUUUCAACACUGACCCCACAGUUUUUGUCUUGUCUCAGCACCAAGAACUUCACUUGUGAGACGUAUCAGAUCGUGGUACAAGAGUUGAACUACCACUUUUCAACCAUGGACCCAGUCAGACAGAAGUGGAUCUAUUUAUCUUUUAUGUACCCCUUCCUUGCUGGAAACAAUUCAGCAGGCUGUGUAUCCCAAGGAGACUCCAGUGAAGACUGGCUUAUGAAGAACUUUGGGGCAUUUUCUGCUAUGGCCCGAUUUAAAGACUUCACAACUCUAAACAUUGUCUUCAAUGGACUGGAAGUUCUCCAUCUACUUACUGCAGAGCAGAAAGCAGAGAUUCUUCUACACCCUGAAAUUGCAAAUCUGGAUAACAGUAGCCUCAGCAUGAUCUUUGAGAGCCUGUUAAACCCUUUCUUAGGAAAUCAGCUUCAGAAUGGCUCAAUAUCUAUGCAUAAUAUGACCACACCGGCAUCCAUGUACCAUAUGACUACACUGGGACCCAUGACAACUCAACAAAACAGUUUGAAACAGACCUUUAAUGGGUUCCUGAAAUUCCUGAAACCACUGGGAAGUUUUGUCAAGGAAUUUGUGUCUCUUACUAAGGGAAAUUUGACAGCCAUGAAGAGCACCACACUAACCCAAGCUCUCCUGAACUGGACCUUAUCGGAACUUGCUGGGCACUUCGCUGAAAACGUGUCAGCUGGGAAUGACAUUUUGCCCACCUCAGCUGUAUUAAUAGACAACUUUGACAUAACAAACAUUAAUGACUGGUUCCAACAUGUAGUGGUACCUGUGCUAAAACGAUUCCUACCUGUAAAUCAAACAGAAAUCCCUAACAAUCUGACUGCCGUUUUCCACCACCUCUUCUCUUUAAAUAAUGACAUUGAUCCCCAAGUCUCUGGUCCCCCAGAUGUUUGUACUAUUACGCUGAAAGAUUCACAGGAAACCAUCUGCUCAAUGCCCAAUGCUCUUGCAAAUUUGACUCGCAUGUUAAGAUGUAUCACUCAUGCUGAUCUGAGCCUCACAGAAGAAAAUAUAAUUGCGUUACUUACUGAACUCUCGGCGGUCCUUAACUCAAUGAUACAAGACUAUUCCUCACUGAAUUUCAACAGUGCCGAGCCCCACAUUGUAGAUGUCUUUGGAUGGCUCCAGACAGACAGCUUCACUGAAGAAAACCUUCAAGACGUCUCCUUCAUUAGACUCUGGUUCCAGAUCAAGCUCAAGCCGCUUUUACCAUCAGUAUCUAACGAGUUCCUUCUCUGUCUCAGCACCAAGAACUUCACCUGUGAAACUUUUCAAGCCCUUGUACUGGACCUGAGUGAUAAUAUAUCACUGAUGAAUGGAAGACGACAGCUAUCAGUCUAUACCUACUUCAUUCAUCCGUUUUUGUCACAUUACAACACUUCAGAUCCAAGCUGCAUUUCCCAAACAAACAACAGCCUGGACUGGUUGAUAAAAAAUUUUGGGAAAUUUUCAGUCUUUGUGCCUGUACAUGACUUUUUUGACAUGUACACAAAUUUCUCAGCGUUGGAAGCCCUGGAAAUUCUCACACCAAAGCAGAUGGCAGAAAUGAUUCUAUUGCCCUUGACUGGACCAGCAGACAAAAACGUCAUCAACGCAGUUUUCAACUACUUGCUGGAAUCUCCCCGGGAAAGAAAUCUUAAUGAAGUUUUGAAUUUCCUUGCUAUGUUGUCCACAGAGAUGACUAUCAGCUGUGACACCAAUCAACUCAUCUUCAACAAUCUUAACCAGGCAUUGUCAAGUGUGCCAAGGGACAUUGAGCCAGUAAUUUGGUCCACCUUAACUGAGCUAAUGUGGAGAGCUCCCACAGGUUGCAUUCCUGCGUGUCUUACCAUACCAGUUAAUGAGACAAGAGUUUGUACUGGAGUUAACAGCACUAAACUGCAACUAUUCCUGAACACUGGGGGCAGCACAAAUACGCUCUGUAAUUUCAGCAUUGAACAGUACGCAUGUGCGUCGAUUUCAGAAAUCACACCAGAAAACCUGGCCAGCCUGCUGAAAUGCAAACUAACUGACAAUAGCACCUCCUUCAAAGAGACUUGGAAACUAUUCUUCACAAAAGUCAGUGGAGUCCUGGACAAAGCCCUCAGUAUCUUCUCAAACAUGUCUAUGAACAUCAGCAAGCCAGUCAUGUCUGACAUCCUUGACGUAAUUGGAGACAUCAGAAUAAACAUUUUCAGCGGAGAACAACUGAUGGAUGUAAAUUUUACAAACUACUGGUUUCAUGGAAAUUUAAGACCAUUUUUGUCAUCUGCAUCUGGAGAAUUUUUGAGCUGUCUCAGCAACAAAAACAUCACCUGUGAGAUAUAUCAGAAUGUGUUAAAGGAGUUCAACAAUGAGUUUCUUAACAUGGACCCGUGGACAAAAACUUCGGUCUAUACAUAUUUAAUAUAUCCAUUCCUGUCCAAGAACACAACAGAUCUUGCCUGCCUCUCAAAUACAAACGAUAGUAUGGAUUGGCUGCUCAAAAACUUCGGAAACUUUUCCGUCAUCGCCCCCCUCACUGACCUUUUGGCUCUGAACGAACACUUCUCACCAAUGGAUGCUCUGCCUCUUCUGUCAGUGAGCCAGUUGGCAGAAGUUGCCUAUACUCCUGGACAGCUGACCAGUUCCGAAGAUGCCAAUAAUCUAAUGGGUCAUAUAAGUAAUGCUGAACUACACAUUUUUUUUGAUCAAUUCUCCAGCGCUAUUCAGGGUGAAGAAAAUAGAAUUCCACCUUCUGUGCGGUCUGCAAUGCUCCAGCAAGCGUUUAUGAGAGCAAACCUUUCAGAACCAUCUGUCAGUGACACCGAGGUUCUGCUGUGGCUGCAGCUGAGACUCAGACCAUUGUUAAUAAACAUGUCAGUGGAUUACAUAGAACCCUACUUUACCACAGUGCAGAAUAGGAGCUGUACAACCGUACAACAAGCAGUUGAGCUGCUGUACUCCAUCCAGUCCACGCUGUCAGAUGACACACAAAAGAAAAUCUACAGUAAUAUAGUGACGUUACUGAAAGAACCAAGUCCAAUUCGCUGCUAUCAAAACAACAGUUUCUAUUCGUUCAUGGAGAGCUCCUUCCUUGGAUUCCAGUUCCCAAACUUAUCUACAUUCCUCUCAUUGGUGCCAGACACUGAAAAAUCAAUGCUGAUCAACUCCAUGUCACCAUCUGACCUUGGCAGCCUCCUCAGUCGGCCGAACAUUGUUGACAACAGCUCACAGCUCUGCACCAUUUUUAAUUAUUACUUCAGUACUCCUGAUUUCUUGGAGAAGGAAAAUGUCUCUGAUAGCCUGAGGCAACAAAUCUUGCCUUGUGUCUGGCCAAUGGCCCUAAGCAGUAAAACCAAGACUGACGUGGAAGUAUGGUUUAACAGCUUGAGCCAGUACAUGAAAUUUCUCAACAAGGACCUCAUCGGCUCUCCCAAACUUCUCAGUGCCAGCUGCCUGUCAUUUCAGAAAUUCGUUUUUGUUCUUGGAAAUGGUUACAACUACAGCAACAUGAACUUCAAUAAGGGCAAUGUUUACACUACCAUUAAGGACUACCUCAGCACUGGAACAAAACCCAAAUGCUACAACGCUACAAAUCCUGACCUGAACUCCACUGCUUGGUUUGUUGACUACAUCGGCGAGUUCAUCAACUUCACCACUCUGGAUGACCUCAACUCAUUCGGUUCUACACAGCUUCAGGUCUUUGCCCCAAACCUUGCAAACAUCCAUCUCUUCAAUCAAACUGGUUUUCAACAGAACAUCUCAUCAUUUUACACAGAACUCAUUUACUUACAGGACCCUAAUUUUGACCCUUUGCUACUUCCAAUGGAGUUCCGCUGUAGUGCCCCAGGCUCAUCAUACACACAACUGAACAAUGAAGAGGCUAUGACUGUUCUCAGAAACAUAAGCCACGUAUGUACUGAAGUCGACCCUCAGAUUACUGCAGCCUUGGCUGGAGACCUUGAAAUAAGUGUAGCUGCAAUCACAUCACUGGGCCAAGAAUGUUCAGGACUGACCACUGACCAGAUUAUAACAGCUCCUCCAUCUGUGAUCAUUUCAUCCCUUCCAAUACUACGUACAGUGAAUGGCUGGGACCUGGGGCAACUGAUAGCCAUCAUACAAGUUCUGGCUUCAGGGGGUCUUCAACUGAACAACAGUGUGGAACUUCUGGAGCUAGGAACGCUUGUUGUGGGAGUGCCCUCAACAGUUUUUACUCACACUGAUCCUUCUCAGCUUCUGCAAAUAUCCAAAAAUGCAUCGUUCAUUAUCAACAUUUUGAAUGCCCCCCCAAACACAAAGUACACUUUUAUUAACCAGAUUAUCACUGUCAACAGUGCCCCACAGGCUCUGUUAAUCAAUGUCCCAGAUGCCAUGGCAGAUGAAAUUUCAAGAUCUUUAUUAACAAAUUUCACUUCAGACACUGUUACAAUACAGAGAAUAAAUACGAAGAAAUGGAAGCCUGAACAGGCAGUUCUGUUCUUUCACACAGUAGCAGAUGCAAUGAGUGACCCUAAUAACAUUUCAGCAGAUGUGCUACAAGGAUUUACAUGCAGUCGAGUGCAGGCUUUCACAAAAAAUAAAGUAAUAAAUCUUAUCAAGGCGUGUCGCAAUAAUGGUGAGAAGAAAAUAGUUCUUCAGGAAACCCAGUUGACCUGCAUGUAUAACUGUAUCAAAGAUGGCAAUGCAAGUGCCUUCACACAAUAUCCAUCUGACAUACUGCUGUAUUACAACUAUGAACUAGUGCAAGCCAACUGCAGCUCAUAUUUUGUUGAGGUGGGAGCAGCAAACUUUGAUGUCAUAUCAGAUGCACUAUCUUAUAAGAAAGAUGCAUUACUACAGAAUGCAAAAAGCUGCCUGGGUAUCACUGGGACAAAAAUAAACAGUACAAACAUGGAGAUUUUAGGAAACAUGGUUUGCAUACUUGAUGGGUCCUACAUUGCAAAUUCUGAUCCACUGAUCCUGGAGAAUCUGAAAAACUGCAAAAGCUUCACUAGUCAACAGGUCACAGCAAUGGAGACACUCCUGUUUAAUGGAGCCACCAAAUACGGGGAUCCUUCGACGUGGAACAUAAAGACCCUGCAAGACCUUGGCAUUCUUCCGCUGUACUUAACAAGCAACUUCUGGGGCUAUUUCAAAACUUCAGAUAAAAGAACGUUCCUGAAAUCUUUCAUGAAAAAUUUGCGACAGAGAAACACCAAUAAGACGCAACUAAAACAACUUUUCACUGCAUGUAACAAGGCCUCCCGAGUAAAACGUGCAACAGGCUGCACCACUGGCAAUAUUACGGCAGUGACUAUAAGCGACGAAGCGUUUCCCUUCGGAUAUGACGCUAUCCAGUUCAACGCCUGUCUUACUGCUGAUGUUGUAAAGGCAAACCUAGCAGCCUUUGCUGAUAAAGUUGUUGAUGAUGGGUUUCUGACAAUUAUUUUGAACAAAUUAAAUCAGGCAUACAAUUCAAGUAUUGCAGAUGAACAGGUUCAGCAGCUGGGGUCAAUUUCUCGUGUGGCAUCUCUGGCUGACAUAAACAAGUGGAACAUCACCAAGAUUGACACUCUGGCUGCAUUGAUGUCCUCUUCUGAUGGAAAAUGGACACCAGAUCAGAGUAACCUCAUCAUUACAAAAUACUUGAGCACAAAAGGAAACACUCUGGGGACGGCUGAGCUGAACUCAAUCGGAGGGGUGAACCUGUGUGCUCUCAACGCCAGCGUUCUCAAUACUAUCAGCUCUAGCAGCCUUCGAUAUGCAGAUGUUUUGGAUGUAUCAAACUGCUCUACUAGCAACAAGGUAAUACUUUUCACUAUAGCCAAUAGUUUUUUCUCAAGUCCAACCAACAUCUCACUGACAAGUUACCAGCUCAUACAGCCAUACAUAGGUGGUGCACCUUUAUCCUAUGUAAAGCUUUUAUCUACAUCAAAUGUUAGCAUGGACAUCCCAACUUUUGCAAGUUUGGAUCCAAAUGUUAUAAUGGCUCUUACAGUGAGUGAUGUAAAAGGCCUUCUGGGUAACAACUUAGCUGAUCUGAAGACCUACGAGAACGUGACUGUGAUACAAAACUGGACUGCAACUCAAUACAAGUCCGUGCUCGAUACUCUCGGUUUGAAUCUCAUUGGGGGAAGAGCGGAUCUCACAACAACCGUACCAGGACUACAAAACAGCACUGGAACGACAGUGGCAACAAUAGUGUCAACAGUGAUGACAGCGACACCCACCACAAAGACACCCACCACAUCUGGUGCUGGACAAACAACCAAUGGCCAACAACCAACAACAGGAAAUCCUGUUCUACCAUUUACUUUGCUUGUCUUUCUUACUGCACUCCAGGGUACUACCAUGAUUUAACAAACAGGAUAUAUAGUAUUUAAAUGAUUACAAAAAUAU
Messenger RNA from Scleropages formosus (Asian bonytongue), 6940 nucleotides. It is a transcript of the gene mslna, whose product is annotated as mesothelin a. The coding region runs from base 143 to 6901 and encodes 2252 amino acids. NCBI's taxonomy places the organism in Eukaryota, Metazoa, Chordata, Actinopteri, Osteoglossiformes, Osteoglossidae. The record is from RefSeq and is a predicted model, not a curated record. Gene Ontology annotation, biological process: cell-matrix adhesion. The transcript is spliced from 56 exons. Gene Ontology annotation, cellular component: cell surface.